AUGAAGGGUGUCGUGGUUUUAUUUUUAUCUUUAUUGAGUUGCUGUUUGGUGGCAUCAGCUAAUGUCGUUUUGAUUGGCAAUAAUGGUACCAAGGCUUUCGACGAUAUCGAAGCUAAUUUCGCUCCGGGAAUAAAGGGCUCAGGUGAAUGUGGGGUGUUAUAUUUGGCAGAGCCUAUUGAUGCAUGCUCGGAUUUGACUAAUAAAGCUGAAAAGCGUUCGAAUGGUAGCUCUCCGUUUGCGUUGAUUAUUAGAGGAGGGUGUAGCUUUGAGGAUAAAGUUAGAAGUGCACAAAAGGCAGGGUUCAAAGCUGCUAUUGUCUAUGACAAUGAAGAAGGAGUUUUAGUAGCAAUGGCAGGAAACUCAGCUGGUGUAAAAAUACAUGCCGUCUUUGUUUCAAAAAAAUCAGGUGAAACACUUAAGAAGUAUGCUGGGUUGACUGAAUUUGAGCUGUGGAUAAUCCCAAGCUUUGAAAAUUCAGCAUGGUCUAUUAUGGCCAUCUCUUUUAUUUCUCUUCUUGCGAUGUCUGCAGUAUUGGCAACUUGUUUCUUCGUCCGCAGACAUCGGAUAAGAAGAGAGCGCCCUCGCUCUUCCCGUGCUCGGGAAUUCCAUGGGAUGAGCAGCCGCUUAGUGAAAGCAAUGCCUAGCCUCACAUUUACUUCCGUUUUAGAUGAUAAUUGUACUUCAACUACAUGCGCCAUAUGCCUAGAAGAUUAUACUGUUGGAGAAAAACUCAGGAUUCUGCCAUGUCGACACAAAUUCCAUGCUUGCUGUGUCGAUUCUUGGCUUACUACAUGGAGAACUUUUUGUCCUGUAUGCAAGCGUGAUGCAAGAACUAGCACAGGGGAUCCACCAGCAUCAGAAUCCACACCAUUGCUCUCAUCCAACCCCUCCUCUUUGGCUUCAUCAUCCAUGCUGUCAUCUUUUAGAUCUGGAACGUCAACUGCCAUACAAAUUGCUCCUUCAAGGACCCCUUCUGUUUCUCACAUUCCCUCUCUUUCUAGCACUCAUGUCCAGCAGUCGUUUAUAUCUUACCGGCACUCGCCUUCCAUAGGUGUAAGUCAGAGCUCAGCUGAUCUUAGGCACAUGUCUUCCCAAAGAUCCCUUACUUCCUGUUUGGUUUCACCCCAUUCUUUGGGCUACCCAUCAAUAUCACCCUUGAACACAAGAUACAUGUCUGCAUAUAUUCCUAGCCCAAGUAAUGCCUCCCCAAGUAUGGUUAGCUCCAGUCAUCAGCCACGCCCAUUGCAUUGCAGUGAGUCUGCUGCAAGUUUCUCCCCAUUUGCCUCUGCCCAGUCUCUUCCAGACUGCUAA
Dovyalis caffra is the source of this 1311-nucleotide messenger RNA. NCBI's taxonomy places the organism in Eukaryota, Viridiplantae, Streptophyta, Magnoliopsida, Malpighiales, Salicaceae. The record is from the annotation of a GenBank genome assembly.